CUUGCGUCCCUCAACAGUUCCGAGAGCUAUGCCAAUGGUAGUUUACUACCAUCAGGGUCUCCCAUGUUGGACAGGUCGACGAACUGAGGGCUGACAAAGCGGUUCUCAACAAAGGGUAGGGCGGGCUCUUCAGCCUUGGGUGGCAGCCGUCCUAGAGGAAGGAAAACCUUGAUCAAAAACCCCCUGGCAGUAGGGUUAAAAUGUAGUGAAGGAAAUCACUUAAAAAACCACAAUAUUAGUUGUUAAUUGUCCAGUAUUGUUACCGCCUCAGGGGCUUCGGAACCCCAGAGGUCGGCAGGAGUGGGUGGUUCCGGUGUCAAAACCGGAACCAACGUAGCGGGCCCACUUCGGUCGUCAUCAAGCGACCGCGAGGGAACGGGGUUAGACGACCAGGCCCCCGUUACUCUAUACAUUAGUGGUGCGAAGGUGAUGAAUUGCGGGCCUCGUCGACAGCAGCGAGCGACUUGGUCACCAGAAGUGAUCUUGGCGUCGACUACCGUCGAAAAAUCGCAUGUCACAACCCGGGAUGGACAUUCGCAGAUGGAGUGGAACUUCGAGAAAGUCGGUCGACGCGACUUCGGGACGCAGACGACAUCGAAGUGUUCUGACAUAGAGGUUCAAACCACCGAAGUUGGGGUUCAAACCACAGUUGGUUCAACAAAAACGGAAAUAUUUCCGCCUGCGCCUUGUUCAGUCAUCCCCAUUGCCGUACCGCCCCCAGAAGCUACGAAAGAACCGGUCACCAGCCCCACAGACCCGAGGACAACGGAGAAACCCAAGACCAAUACUUUGACGAACAGGUUAAAAUAUUGGAAGAGGCGAUACUCCUUGUUCUCGAGGUUCGACGAAGGCGUUGUGUUGGACGAAGUAAGUUUCUUUUCCGUGUGUCUCGAAAUACUCGCGGCACACAUGGCGUCAAGAUGCUCGUUCAACACAGUCGUCGACCCUUUUUGUGGUGCUGGUGGCAAUGCCAUACAGUUAGCUCUGACAUGUCAUCGUGUUAUUGCUGUUGAUGUCGACCCGACUAAAAUCAAAUUAGCCCGCCGAAAUGCCGAAAUAUACGGAGUCAGUGAAAAAAUUGACUUCCGUGUAGGCAAUUGUUUCCACAUUUUAGACCGGGUUCGAGCAGAUGCAGUGGUGACAUCACCGCCGUAGGGCAGACCCGGCUAUUCCAGACAUUUCGACGUGAAUGAUCUGUGUAGCCAGGAAGCUGGUGGCAUGUCAAGCAUCUUAAGUAUGGCAAGGAAGAUCGCUCCUCGAGCUGUACUACACGUGCCGAAGACCGUUGACCGAGAACAGUGUUUACAUUUAUCGAGAAACACAAACUUCGACCGUGUAGAGUUCGAGGACGUGAUGAUCGAUGGACGACAGAAUUGCACAAAUAUAUAUAUGAAAUUGCGACAGGAUAACAGGCGACUCGGACCAGCCGUCACUACAAAAGUGGAAUUGGACACAGGAUAUAAAAAUCGGUGGUCACGUUCUAAUGGCCUUAAUGAAUAUUCCACCUAUUUGAAGAAAACUACACUUUUUUUGAAUAAUUGACUUCGGGAAAAU
Messenger RNA from Sipha flava (yellow sugarcane aphid), 1554 nucleotides. Its product is annotated as trimethylguanosine synthase-like. Gene Ontology annotation, cellular component: nucleus. The transcript is spliced from 5 exons. Gene Ontology annotation, biological process: 7-methylguanosine RNA capping; 7-methylguanosine cap hypermethylation. NCBI's taxonomy places the organism in Eukaryota, Metazoa, Arthropoda, Insecta, Hemiptera, Aphididae. Bases 430 to 1155 code for a protein of 241 amino acids. Gene Ontology annotation, molecular function: RNA cap trimethylguanosine synthase activity. The record is from RefSeq and is a predicted model, not a curated record.